Messenger RNA from Musa acuminata AAA Group (dessert banana), 1454 nucleotides. Its product is annotated as CAX-interacting protein 4-like. The transcript has a single exon. The record is from RefSeq and is a predicted model, not a curated record. Gene Ontology annotation, molecular function: zinc ion binding; nucleic acid binding. Lineage: Eukaryota; Viridiplantae; Streptophyta; Magnoliopsida; Zingiberales; Musaceae. The coding region runs from base 201 to 1202 and encodes 333 amino acids.
UAGUUCGAUUCGGAUUCGGAUUCGGAUUCGGGUUCGGGUUCGGGUUCGGGUUCGGAUUCAAGAGGUGCUCUGAUAGAACCGGUUUGUUCGGUCUCUCUAUGAAUGGGUCGUCUUUCUUCCCCGAUUUCAUCUGUCUCAAUCGUCGCACACCCCCUUCAUCUUCUCUCCUUCAGAGGAAACCCUAGCUUCCAUCUGGGAAGAUGCCGGCGACCGCGGGGCGCGUCCGGAUGCCGGCGAACAACCGGGUGCACAGCAGCGCCGCUCUGCAGACCCACGGCAUAUGGCAGAGUGCCAUCGGGUACGACCCUUACGCCCCCGCCAACAAGGACUCGGCCAAGGAAUCCGCACUCCCCGGCGAGGAUGGCUCCGCCGCCGAGAACGCUUAUGCCAGCUUCCAGGGACUCCUCGCCCUCGCCCGCGUCACCGGCUCCGGAUCCAACGAGGCCCGGGGCUCCUGCAGGAAGUGCGGCCGCGUCGGCCACCUCACCUUCCAGUGCCGCAACUUUCUCAGCGCCAAGGAUUCCGCUGUUUUCGACAAGGACAAGGACGCCGACGCCAUUCAGGCCGCUGCCCACACCGCCUUCGAGCAGAUCAAGAAGUCCAGCGGACUCGAGCCCGAAAGCAGCGAGGAAGAGGAAGAGGAGAGCGAUAGCUCGGACUCCGACAUUGAUCCAGAUAUUGAGAAGAUCAUCGCUGCACGAUUCAGUAAGAAGUCGAGGAAGAGGAUGGAGGACAAUUCUGAAGAGAAGAAGGGGAGUCAGUGGUGGCAACGGAGAUCCAAGAAGAGGAGUGACAAUAAGAACUCAGGUGGGGGCAACGACCCCGAUAGCGAAGAAGAGGACGAGAAGAGGGAGAAGAGGAGGAGGCAUAGGCGUUCUGAUGAUGACGGGGAGGAGAAACCACGGCAUAAGCAUAGUAGGAAGAGUAGGAAGGAUAAGAAGACGAGGAGGCAUAGGAAAGAUGAUUCUGAUGAUGAGUCAGAAGGGAAGUCUGAUAGGCAUCACCGCCACCACCAUAAACGGAAGAAUUCGCAGAGGAAUGACUCUGAGAGCGACUCUGAUGAGCAUGAACAAACUAGGAAGAAGAGGGCAUAUUCCGAGAAUGGUUCAGAGAGCAAUGGAUCAGAUGACUUGCACUUGAGAAAGGGGAAGAAAUCUUCCAAGCAUAGAUGCAGGAACCACCAGCGCAAGAAGAGAAAUUGACAAAGUGUCUGGACUCACCUAAUCUUUCAAAGGUUGCGACAUCGAGCAAAGGAAAACAGUGCAACUCUGUUGAUAUUGAUAACAAUGACGAAUCACUUGAUGAGGAUAAAAGGAGGACAACUUAUUCGAUUGUCUCUAAGGGUGACUGGUGUAUAGGAUUUGCUGCAAAUAUGCUAUGUAUUAGGUAAAUGCAAAAACCUCUAUGUUCUUAAUAGUGUCUUAAACAGGGAUUUUAAACAUGGUUUUACAAUA